AUAAGAACCAGUUAUUAGCCAGCUCCAUGUGCAGUCUGGUGUCCGCAGCCUCGUUUCUGUGAACCAUGUGACGUGUGUUUACAUCCUUUCAGCUGUUCCUCAAGAAAAACAGCGCUGGGUCUUCAACGCUACGAAAAUCUAUACAUCUCACAACAACAACAGUGCGCUCAAAAACACAAGUCUGAUGUGCAUCCAGUGUGUUUAGCUCAUGCAAACCCCGAGACUGAUUCAUGGCUUUACUAAGAUCUUGCUGUAGCUGAGAAUGGUCUGAGGUGAUUUGUGUGGGACACAGGCGUCACGACUGGGCAUCCCUGCGGAGAAUCGCUCCAGCACUUUCAUCUGGAUCUGUGAGGGGAUCAUGGGGGGAGCAGUCAGCGCUGGCGAGGACAACGAUGAUUUGAUAGACAACCUGAAGGAAGCACAGUACAUCCGCACAGACCGCGUGGAGCAGGCCUUUAGGGCCAUAGACCGUGGAGAUUAUUACCUGGACCGCUACAGAGACAAUGCCUACAAGGAUCUGGCAUGGAAGCACGGGAAUAUACACCUGUCAGCGCCGUGUAUCUACUCUGAGGUGAUGGAAGCCCUGAAACUCCAGCAGGGUUUGUCUUUCCUGAACCUCGGCAGCGGCACGGGAUACCUGAGCACCAUGGUGGGCCUGAUCAUAGGUCCGUUUGGAGUCAAUCAUGGUGUUGAGCUACACAAGGAUGUGGUGGAAUAUGCAAAAGAAAGACUUGAUGAAUUCAUUAAAAACAGCGACAGCUUCGACAGGUUUGAGUUCUGCGAACCACACUUUGUGGUGGGGAAUUGUCUGGAGAUUUCCUCAGACAGUCACCAGUACGACCGCAUCUACUGCGGCGCUGGAGUUCAGAAGGACCACGAGAACUACAUGAAGAUCCUGCUGAAAGUCGGAGGAAUUUUGGUCAUGCCGAUAGAAGAUCAGCUGACUCAGAUCACUAGAACCGGUCAGAGCUCCUGGGAGAGUAAGAAUAUCCUGGCCGUGUCAUUUGCUCCUCUUGUUCAGCAGAGCAGGACAGAAGGCUGCAAGCCUGAAGCUGUGGUGCUCCCGCUGCUGUCUGUGAGGACUCUUCAAGACCUGGCACGAAUCUACAUCCGCCGGACCCUCCGAAACCUGACCAACGAGGAGCACCCGGCCCACACGAACACGCAGCGAGCGCCGCAGAAACGCAAACGCAGGCGCUGCCGCCGCCGCAUCAACACCUACGUGUUCGUGGGGAACCAGCUGAUUCCUCAACCCAUGGACAGCGAGGAGGACGAAUGCAUCGAGGAGGAGAGCAAAGAGGAGGAGCAGGAGAAAGACAUUGAGCCCGUCAAAUCCGAGGAGCCGCGGGUCAAUCAUCUGAGAGACAAAAUCCUGAGUCUGCCGCUGCCCGAGUCGCUGAAGGCGUACCUACUGUUCUACCGCGAGAAAUAACACGCCGCGUUGAAGCAUUAUUCAACGGUGGUUGUUUCCUUCUCAGACUACUUCUGACCCUUGGUUUUUUUUUUUUGAUAAUGUAGCAUAAUUUUAUGAUUUAAAGCGGUGUUUGCGAGAGACGCUGGAUUUGAUUGUGCUUGCUGUGUUUGUUCUAAUGACUCAUAAUGUUGUAAUAUUCACAUUUUGAUUGUGAUUUUUCACUUC
This is a messenger RNA of Carassius carassius (crucian carp), 1639 nucleotides long. Its product is annotated as protein-L-isoaspartate O-methyltransferase domain-containing protein 1-like. The coding region runs from base 359 to 1432 and encodes 357 amino acids. The record is from RefSeq and is a predicted model, not a curated record. The transcript is spliced from 7 exons. Gene Ontology annotation, molecular function: protein-L-isoaspartate (D-aspartate) O-methyltransferase activity. Gene Ontology annotation, cellular component: cytoplasm. Lineage: Eukaryota; Metazoa; Chordata; Actinopteri; Cypriniformes; Cyprinidae. Gene Ontology annotation, biological process: protein modification process.